Molecule: messenger RNA, 2811 nt
Organism: Homarus americanus (American lobster)
Lineage: Eukaryota; Metazoa; Arthropoda; Malacostraca; Decapoda; Nephropidae
Product: adhesive plaque matrix protein-like
Exons: 5
Coding region: 647-2002 (451 amino acids)
Source: RefSeq, a predicted model, not a curated record
CCUGCCCGAGGAUCGAACUCGGGUCUGCUCGCUUGCAAGGCCAGGGUGCAGACCUAUUACACCACAUCACUAUACACUGCCAUACACAACACUACACACAAACAUACAGUAUACCGACGUAAACAUCACUAAAUACACAACUUCCAUAUACACACUACACACACUCAUACACUAUGGCGUGUCAUAAAGCUACCUCAAAACAUAAACACGAAGGCCACUUGAGAUGUCUUGUAAACACCAAAACCAAACACCUUUAAUGUGUGUGUGUGUGUGUGUGUGUGUACCAUAGAGAGAAAUUCAGAAGAAAGUCCACCAGCCAACGAUACAGACGAGAUUCAUUAUAUGUGACUGCACUGCGCAUGCGUGAGGAGAGUUACGGACCCAACUAGCGGGUCGUAGUGCGCCUGUGUGGGCUGGAGAACCCUGCAACCUGACUCAGACUGAUCUAGAGCGUCACCUAGCACUGACCUUACUUUGAACCAGCUGUGUUGUUGUGUCACCGAGUGUAUUUUACCUACCCAGGUCUUAGUAACCAAGGGACUAUAAAAUAACUGGUGUAUUCUUAGAGCUUUUGGACGAUUUGCUCGAAGAAGUGGCCGUGUGGUUAGCCCACUGGUACCACAACUGUACCUGCUGUAUCCACAACAUGAUUACCACAAUGUUGGUAGUUGCGGUUACAGUGGCUAGUGUGGUCAUGUAUGGUAUAGCUGAACUACUACCACAUUCCUUCACUGGCCACGAUGACUACCCCUGGCUACCACCCUACCUCUCACAACCGUCCUAUCCAGCCCAACCACCAUACCCACCACAACCCUCCUACCCCUCACAACCCUCCUACCCCUCACAUCCAUCCUACCCCUCACAUCCAUCCUACCCCUCACAUCCAUCCUACCCCUCACAUCCAUCCUACCCCUCACAAACAACCUACCCCUUACAACCAUCCUACCCCUCACAACCAUACUACCCCUCACAACCAUCCUACCCCUCACAAACAACCUACCCCUCACAACCAUCCUACCCCUCACAACCAUCCUACCCCUCACAAGCAACCUACCCCUCACAACCAUCCUACCCCUCACAAGCAUCCUACCCCUCACAACCAUUCUAUCCUUCACAACCUUCUUAUCCUUGGGAGCCAUACUACGACUGGCAAACAUACGAUUACUAUCCUUGGCAACCAUAUUAUCCUUGGCAACCAACCUACCCUAGCCAGCCGCCCUCUCCACCCCCGCAGACCAAUACGCCGCCUCAGGGCCCACCAGUAUGGCCCACAGGCAGAGCGGCUAUCACCAGAUCCCCGUCUAUAGCCGAGUGGCCUACUGGCAGGGCUACCAAAUCACCUUCUGUCCAAGUCUGGCCCACUGAGAAGAGAACCAGCACGUCCCCACUGACUACCACUACAACUACUACCACUACUACCAGACCUGUGUGGCCCACUGAGAAGAGGACCAAAAGACCUCUCUGGCCCACAGGACCAUCGCACACCGUCACAACUCCACCGGUCCCAGUAUGGCCCACUGGACCAUCGCGGACUGUCACACAUCCACCAACCCACCCCUGGCCAACUGAUGCUUCCCAGAUUGCUCCAAGCACUCCUCCUACCCCAAGGUGGCCCACUACAUACAGCCCUGAGUGGCCAACCAGUAGAUCACAGCCAACGACCCUUGCUCCUUUAUGGCCAACCAAUAAAUCACAGCUAACGACCCCUGUUGGACCUGUAUGGCCAACCUACAAACCACCCAGCAUCGUCACCACCACGCCCACAAGGCCCACCGCCACCACCAGUGAUCCAAACAAAAGGUGCAAGAAACUCUGUCUGGAUGAGACUGGUAAACGUCGGUGUUGUGAUAGAGAGGUGGGCGAGUGUCCAGACCGACCCAUCACGUGUAGCGCCUCGAAUUACUCUCCCCAGCCACGUUGCUUCAUUGACAGUCAGUGUGGAGCCCAAGAGAGGUGUUGUUUAGAUCCCUGUACUGAGAAGUUCAUCUGUGUCCGACUGUAACCAAGUCCAGACACUCCUCACCAAGUUCAAGGUCUACUACAAGUAGUCUAAAAACCCCUUACCAAGUCCAGGGUCUACUACAACAAGUCCAGAAACCCCUUACCAAGUCCAAGGUCUGCUACACCAAGUCCAGACCAAUCUGUAAACAUCAUAUACCUGUAACGUGUUGCUAUUAUUAUUAUUUUCAAUAUUAUUGAUUUUAUUAUUACUUAUUAUCACUAUUAUUAACACUACCAUCUUCCUUAUUUUGCAUUGCUUUAUAAGACCUAACUUUUAAUUAUUUCAGUUGAUUACUGUUAUAAUUACCAAUAAAAACACAAAGAAUGAUUUUAACAUGAGUUUAAUAAAAUAUUAUGUUGAGAUCCCGUGGAGUCGUCUCACUGAUUCAACAUUGUUAGACUGUACAAGUGUGGAAAGAAAACAAGAGUUGAAUCCAUCAGGUGAAAACUAACAGAUAAACAGAAGGUGAAACACAUACACAGGCCGAUGUGGCGAGGGAGACUAGGACACAGGCUAGGAUAGAUAGCAAUUAAUAAAUAAAUAUAAAUCAGAUGUGCUGACAGGUGUGUCGCUACCUGUGUAUGAUGAUUAUUGUUCGUAUUAAGUAUUAUUAGUAUACAGUAUCAUUAUUAUUAACAUUACUAUUAUAUUGCUGCUGUACUGUAUUAACAUUAUGAUCCACUAAAGAGUUCACCAUUACAUUCAAUAAACCUCCUAACAACCUCCAUUAUCAGCCUAAUACUCCCGUUAACACCACCACAAGCUGUAAAUCUUAACUAUAUAAGGACAAUAAACAUCGAUAAAGGAAA